This is a messenger RNA of Phaeodactylum tricornutum CCAP 1055/1, 698 nucleotides long. RefSeq lists its product with no specific name. NCBI's taxonomy places the organism in Eukaryota, Bacillariophyta, Bacillariophyceae, Surirellales, Neidiaceae. The coding region runs from base 60 to 614 and encodes 184 amino acids. The record is from RefSeq and is a predicted model, not a curated record. The transcript has a single exon.
GAAGAUCCUUAGGGUCUGGUUUUCUCAUCCGUGUCACGUAUAAUUCGCUUCUCCCCGCAAUGUGCAACGCCAAGUCUGCAAUGAACAACAUCCUUCACGGACCAGCAUCAGAGGCGCUAGAACGCACCACCAAGCGAAGGCGAAUAGGAAGCCAAAACCAGAGUAUGCCACCUGCUGCUGAUCCGUUUUCCUCGGAAGACUUGUUUCAGUCCGUCACGUCUGCAUCCGACGAAGGAUUCCCUUCCAUCGGAUGGAACUUUGACGAUGAUGAAACCGACUUAGAACCAUUUAUGGCAACGACCGGUGACAACUUUCGACAUCGAAUCAAAGGAACUAAACGCGAACGUGGAGGUCUCCUCAGGUGCAAAUCUUUCAGACAAGGCCUUUCCGGGAUCGCCUUGGAAGAGCAUUUCUGUAGUACGUCGAAGUCCUUGGAAACAUGCGAUACUUUGCAAGUAUGCAACGAAAGAGAAAGCUCUCUCUGUGUAACAAAAAAUCUUCCCCAUGUUCCGUUCGGAUCGGCGCUGCAUGGCCAUCGAUUUCGCGACCUUUCUGCAACCAGCUUGAUAAGGAAAGAAGGUCCGAAGCCACACGCUCUCUGCCCCCUUGCCUGAUUUUCUCGAGGAGACUGUUGCCGCAUCAACGUUCUUCCCCAGCUACUGUACAAGCAUUUUAAAAAACUAAUGCUAUGAUUUUGC